Adineta steineri is the source of this 299-nucleotide messenger RNA. Lineage: Eukaryota; Metazoa; Rotifera; Eurotatoria; Adinetida; Adinetidae. The record is from the annotation of a GenBank genome assembly.
AAGAAGGAACAAUUGUGGCUGGAGGAAAUGGUUUUGGAGAAAAUCUUAAUCAAUUGUCUUCACCUAAAGGAGUCAUUGUUGAUUAUUUGGGUGAUAUAUAUGUGGUAGAUUGUUGGAAUCAUCGAGUAAUGCGUUGGUGUGAAGGAAAAGAAGAAGGUGAAGUUGUUGUUGGUGGAAAUGGUAAAGGAAGUCAAUCAAAUCAAUUGAAUUAUCCGAUAGGUUUAUCUAUUGAUGAUGAAGGAAAUCUUUAUGUUGCUGAUUAUUAUAAUCAUCUAAUUGCAAAAUUUGAAAUAAUUUAG